Molecule: messenger RNA, 2351 nt
Organism: Mesitornis unicolor (brown roatelo)
Lineage: Eukaryota; Metazoa; Chordata; Aves; Mesitornithiformes; Mesitornithidae
Product: ephrin type-B receptor 2
Exons: 13
Coding region: 140-2149 (669 amino acids)
Biological process (GO): central nervous system projection neuron axonogenesis; protein phosphorylation; axon guidance
Cellular component (GO): neuron projection
Molecular function (GO): ATP binding; protein binding; transmembrane-ephrin receptor activity
Source: RefSeq, a predicted model, not a curated record
CCCAUCGGGGACGUUUAAGGCCAGCCAAGGGGAUGAAGGCUGCGUCCACUGCCCGAUUAACAGCCGGACGACUUCGGAAGGGGCCACAAACUGUGUGUGCCGAAAUGGAUAUUACCGGGCAGAUGCCGAUCCUGUCGACAUGCCGUGCACCACCAUCCCGUCUGCCCCCCAGGCUGUCAUCUCCAGUGUGAACGAGACCUCUCUGAUGCUGGAGUGGACCCCGCCACGGGACUCGGGGGGGCGGGAGGACCUGGUGUACAACAUCAUCUGCAAGAGCUGCGGCUCCGGCCGCGGGGCCUGCACGCGCUGCGGGGAUAACGUGCAAUUCGCCCCCCGCCAGCUGGGACUGACGGAGCCCCGCAUCUACAUCAGCGAUCUGCUGGCCCACACCCAGUACACCUUUGAGAUCCAGGCCGUGAACGGCGUCACCGACCAGAGCCCCUUCUCCCCGCAGUUCGCAUCAGUCAACAUCACCACCAACCAGGCCGCUCCUUCAGCUGUGUCCAUCAUGCACCAGGUCAGCCGCACCGUGGACAGCAUUACCCUCUCAUGGUCCCAGCCUGACCAACCCAAUGGAGUCAUCCUGGAUUAUGAGCUGCAAUAUUAUGAGAAGGAUCUGACCGAGUUAAACUCGACAACAGUGAAGAGCCCCACCAACACUGUGGCAGUGCAAAACCUCAAAGCUGGCACCAUCUACGUCUUCCAGGUGCGGGCGCGUACUGUGGCCGGGUAUGGCCGGUAUAGUGGCAAGAUGUAUUUCCAGACCAUGACUGAAGCUGAGUACCAGACCAGUGUCCAGGAGAAGCUGCCGCUCAUCAUCGGCUCCUCGGCGGCAGGACUGGUGUUCCUCAUUGCUGUGGUUGUCAUCGUUAUUGUGUGCAACAGAAGACGGGGAUUCGAGCGUGCUGACUCUGAGUACACCGACAAGCUGCAGCACUAUACCAGUGGCCACAUGACUCCAGGGAUGAAGAUUUAUAUUGAUCCAUUCACCUAUGAAGAUCCCAAUGAGGCUGUCAGGGAAUUUGCAAAAGAAAUCGAUAUCUCUUGUGUCAAAAUCGAGCAGGUGAUUGGGGCAGGGGAGUUUGGUGAGGUGUGCAGUGGGCAUCUCAAGCUUCCUGGCAAAAGAGAGAUCUUUGUGGCCAUCAAGACCCUGAAGUCUGGUUACACGGAGAAGCAGAGACGGGACUUCUUGAGCGAAGCCAGCAUCAUGGGGCAGUUCGACCACCCCAACGUCAUCCACCUGGAGGGGGUGGUGACCAAGAGUUCACCAGUCAUGAUCAUUACUGAGUUCAUGGAGAAUGGCUCACUGGACUCCUUCUUGCGGCAAAACGAUGGGCAGUUCACAGUGAUCCAGCUGGUGGGCAUGUUGCGGGGCAUCGCAGCUGGCAUGAAGUACCUGGCUGAUAUGAACUAUGUGCACCGGGACCUGGCUGCCCGCAACAUCCUGGUGAACAGCAACCUGGUCUGCAAAGUGUCUGACUUCGGCCUCUCCCGCUUCCUGGAGGACGACACCUCUGAUCCCACCUACACCAGUGCACUGGGUGGGAAGAUCCCAAUACGGUGGACAGCACCUGAGGCAAUUCAGUACCGAAAAUUCACAUCAGCCAGUGAUGUGUGGAGCUACGGAAUAGUCAUGUGGGAGGUGAUGUCGUAUGGCGAGCGGCCUUACUGGGAUAUGACGAAUCAAGAUGUGAUAAAUGCUAUCGAGCAGGACUAUCGGCUGCCACCGCCUAUGGAUUGUCCAAAUGCUCUGCACCAGCUAAUGCUUGACUGUUGGCAGAAAGAUAGAAACCACAGACCCAAAUUUGGGCAAAUUGUCAACACCUUAGAUAAAAUGAUCCGAAAUCCUAACAGCCUGAAAGCCAUGGCACCUCUCUCGUCUGGGAUGAACCUCCCCCUACUUGACCGCACAAUCCCGGAUUAUACCAGCUUCAACACUGUGGACGAAUGGCUGGAUGCCAUCAAGAUGAGCCAGUACAAGGAGAGCUUUGCCAGUGCUGGCUUCACCACCUUCGAUGUAGUAUCUCAGAUGACUGUAGAGGACAUUCUGCGAGUCGGGGUCACUUUAGCAGGACACCAGAAGAAAAUUCUGAACAGUAUCCAGGUGAUGAGAGCACAGAUGAACCAAAUUCAGUCUGUGGAGGUUUGAUAGCUACGUGUCCUCCUCCUCCUCUUCCUUGAGACCCUGCUCCCCUUUGCCCCUGUAUGUCCGAGCUCCAGUUCUUAAGUGUUCUGCAUGGACCAGAGACAGGCAGCUGCUCUGAGGAUCAUGGCAACAGGAAGAAAUGCCCUGUCAUCAAUAACGAGAAGUCACCAAGAGCUUCUAGAAUUUAAGCAAUGGAAAAAGGGAA